UUUUCCUCCCCCUUCCUCCUCCUCGUUCUCCUCCUCCCUGUCGCUAUAUAUACCCCCCCGCAUACAGACGGCGAGAACCGUCGCCGAGAGUCCCCAACAACCCAUCUCUUUCAUUUCAAUUUCAGAGGAGACACAGAGAGACAGAGACAGAGAGAUGGUGACGGAGAGCGAGAGAACGGAAAUGUGCGGAACGGAGAACCCGGCCCUGGCGAGCAGACGCCCCGCCGUCUCCAACGGGACCUGGCCGACCGCCGCGUCGCCGGACUCCGUCAUCAACCUCGACGUGGGCGAUCCGACAAUGUACGAGGCAUACUGGAGAAGCAUGGGAGACAGGUGCUCCCUGGUGAUCUCAGGGAGCGACCUGAUGAGCUACAUCAGCAACAUUCGGAGCACGUGCUGGUUUCUGGUGCCGGAGCUCGAGAAGUCCAUCCGGAGGAUCCACCGCGUCGUCGGGAACGCCGCGGCCGAGGCCGAGGACGGCCGCCACAUCGUGGUCGGCACCGGCUCAACGCAGCUCUUCCAGGCGGCCCUCUACGCCCUCUGCCCGCCUGGCCUGCCCCAGCCCACCAGCGUGGUGUGCGCCGCGCCCUUCUACUCGUGUUAUCAAGAAGUCACAGAGCUCCUUCAAUCCAAUCUCUACAAAUGGGAGGGCGAUGCGCACAGCUUCAACAAGGACGGGCCAUUCAUCGAGAUCAUCACCUCGCCGAACAACCCCGAUGGCUCAAUCCGUGAGGCCACGGUGAACCGCCCAAACGGGAAGUUCGUGCACGACCUGGCCUAUUAUUGGCCGCACUACACUCCGAUUACUCAUCAAGCUGACUAUGACAUCAUGCUGUUCACCUUCUCAAAGUGCAGCGGUCAUGCCGGUUCUCGAAUUGGUUGGGCUAUUGUCAAGGACAAAGAAGUGGCUGUGAAGAUGACCAAGUUCAUGGAAGUGACCACGAUCGGCGUGUCCAAGGAAUCCCAACUUCGAGCUGCCAAGAUUUUAGGGACAAUCUGCGACGACUGCCAAGCAUUAGGUGCCAACACUAAAUCAGAGAGCUUCUUCGAUCAUGCGAAGCGCCUCAUGACUGAGAGGUGGGACAAGCUGCAUGAAGUCGUCAAGCGCAGUGAGAUCUUCAGCUUCACCAAAUCCCCCAAAAAUUACUGCCUCUUCUCAACCGAGUUUUGCGAGACUCAUCCAGCAUUUGCAUGGCUGAAAUGCAAUGACAAAGUGAAGGACUGCGAGAGCUUGCUGAGAGGACACAAGAUAUUGACAAGGAGCGGGAAUCGCUUCGGGGCAGAUCCGAUGUAUGUCAGGGUUAGCAUGCUGAGCAGGGAAGAAGUAUUCAACCUCUUCUUGGAGAGGCUAUCCACCCUCAAGAUUGGAAUCAGCAACAGGAACGGGAUAUCGCAUAUAAAUUAGAUCAAUUGCGGGCACUGUAAUCAAAUAAAUAAUGAGAACAGGUGAUAAAAACUUUAGUUUCUGAGCAUGUAACCCCGAGGUGAUGGUUUUGAAUGGCCUCUCUUCUAUCAUCCAUCUGGUGGUUUAGACUAAUACCAUACCUUUAUAUCUAUGUAAGCCGCCUAUAUAAAAUUUCAAUUUGCUUA
Molecule: messenger RNA, 1590 nt
Organism: Syzygium oleosum
Lineage: Eukaryota; Viridiplantae; Streptophyta; Magnoliopsida; Myrtales; Myrtaceae
Product: L-tryptophan--pyruvate aminotransferase 1
Exons: 5
Coding region: 155-1405 (416 amino acids)
Biological process (GO): amino acid metabolic process
Molecular function (GO): transaminase activity; carbon-sulfur lyase activity
Source: RefSeq, a predicted model, not a curated record